AUGUUAUUUAUAAUACUUUUAGUGAAUCAAGUUCUCACUUUAUAAAUAGGAAAAGUAACUUUCGAUGUUUUGUUUCCUCAUGACAAAAGAUUGGCUUUUGUGUAAUUUGACUAAAAAUUUGAAUAAAUUCCAUAGGUAGGUAUAUCUCUUAUUGCAAUACACGUUAAUAACGAGGUUCCUAGAAAUAUAGGGAUUGAACCUAAACUAUUAUAAAUCACAUAACAAGGUAUAGAAUUUAUACUAUAAAGGAUUUCAAUUGUAGAUAACUAAUCAUAAAUCUAAAAUUGAUCAUCUCGAAUAUUAAUGGUUAGCAGUGAUUGAUGAUAGAUUGAAAGUGAAUUGUGAAACAAUAUAAAAGACUACAACAGUCAAUUUUGGAAGGUAUAUAUGAAAUAUAAAUUUGUAAAAAGAGAAUUUUGGGUAAUCCCAACUAUUUAAAUAUUUUUGGCAGGAUUUCAAAAAGAAUCAUAAAAAGGAGACUUAAAGUUUUAAUUGUCAAUAAGCAAUUAAUAGGUUAAUAGUUUUGAGAUUGCUUUGAAUAAUUAAUCUGAACAUGUUUUAAAAGACAUAUAUAUUUGGUAUUAAAAUAAAAUUAUUAUAUUUAGUUAUAUAGCUGGACCAUAAAAUAUUGUAAAAUCAAAAUCUUUAAUAAAUAUCAAUUAAAAGACUGAUGAAUUUGUAGAUUUAGAAGGAACUCCAGAAAAUUUAAUUUAUGGAGUAAGUAAGAUUUCAAAUUUUUAUGGAGCCUUAAUGAUAUAAUUAGGAUAGUUUGAAUAUGAGUAAGAAAAGCCUGGUGUAGGAAUAAGUAAAUGAAUGUAUAUUAGUUUUUAUUAGGUUAGAUAGAUAUGACUUUGGGAUUAAUAUAAAAUGAUGGUAUGUUGUGUCCAUUAGGAUAUUAUGAGUGUAAUUUUAAUGGAGUAUCAAUUGAUCUAUGUGAUAGUACGAAUGGUUCUUAAUCUUGGAAAAGAAUAAAAUCUAUAAAAAGUAGAAAAGGAUGGAAUGGUAAAUUCAAGAUUGAUGGAAAGACUUUAAAGACUCAAGAUGCUAAUUGCAUUUAAGAUAUUCAAUUAUAUUUAGAAGCAUGAG
This is a messenger RNA of Paramecium pentaurelia, 1086 nucleotides long. The record is from the annotation of a GenBank genome assembly. NCBI's taxonomy places the organism in Eukaryota, Ciliophora, Oligohymenophorea, Peniculida, Parameciidae.